Molecule: messenger RNA, 1758 nt
Organism: Cylicocyclus nassatus
Lineage: Eukaryota; Metazoa; Nematoda; Chromadorea; Rhabditida; Strongylidae
Source: the annotation of a GenBank genome assembly
GCCUUCCACAGAAAGCACCGAUAGUAUUGAAAUGAUAAGAUUUCAUGGCAUCUACACUUUAUCUGCCAGAUCCUCCAGCACUAUGGUCCUUUCAAUCUGUGCGAUUGGACAUGAUGAUGCUACUUUUUGGCGCAUCUGUGACGAUUGGAUGGAUUCGUGGAAGUAUAGGUGUGGUGAUUUUGUGUGUUGUAAAGAGAUUCAAUAACCAAGUAGGGAGUUAUGAGAAUGAUACUAAAGCUUUCACCGAGGUUAUCCGCCAACAACACUUCCACAGUAAGGAUCCACAUGCGUGGCUUUCUCCCACAAUGCAAUCACUUCUUCACUCUAGCUACUACUUUGGGGGACUGUUGGGGUUGAUUACAGCUGCACCUCUUAUCAGAAAAUUUCGUUCAAAGCGAGUUUUGACCUUUGGUUUGUUGCUCAACUCGUUUGGCUCUGUCCUAACAACUUUGGUAGCUGCCACGUUGCCAUACCUGACAAUUCUACUUCUUCGAGCUUUGAUGGGUUUUGGAAGCGGUUUCCUCAUGCCAUGCAGCAUUUCUCUCAUCAACAAGUGGUUUCCAGCGAGCGAGAAAAACACCGCAGUUCUAACAAUUUUCAUAGGCAGUCUACUUGGUAUUUCUGGAUCAAUGCUUGUGACACCACUUAUGGAUAACCUGACUGUAGUACAUUUGCCUGGGUGGAUGCUAGCGCUGACAUCCUACGGUAUUAUGGGCACCGUACUGACGAUUGUAUGGGAGAAGCGAGCAGCUUACAAGCCAAGGCAUUCAAGUUAUGUAACCGCUACUGAAUUAGAUUAUAUACGAGGAAAGAGGCUAAAUAGACGCAUAUUCAGCAGAAACGACCUGCGUACUCCACUAAAAAAGAUCCUACUUCUGCCGAGUGUUAUAGCUAUAUUACUAAAUGGUUUUACUCUCUCAUUCGUAAAUUCGGCAGCCACAGCCUAUCUGCCGAUUUUCACCCGCCGCUAUGCGCGCAUGGAUUCUGUGUGGAAUGGAAUCACCUCUUCACUACCUUUCUUAAUACAAGCGCUUGCUAUUGUUGCAGCCUACUCCGCAGUCAACAUUGUCCAGCUUUGUGAAAUCUCUACCACAGCGGUGGUCAAAGGUUGUUCGGUGCUAGGAACGUCUAUCGCAUCUUCCUGCAUCAUUGCAUUACUUGGUAUCCAGCCUAGUCGAAUUUUCUUGACCACUGCGCUGCUGUGCAUAGGCAUGGGCUUUCUUUCAGCUACAAUAGUAGGAAGUGUUAUCAGCAUUAGGGCUGUGGCACCACAAUAUUCACAUCUGGUCUUGACCUACUUUGAUGGAUUUGCACAAUUUGCUGGCGUGUUAGCUCCAAUUGUUACUCAGAUGUUAUCCAUAAGCGAAAAAUCAAUGCCAUCACGAGCGCUGCUAUGCAUCUUAGCUGUUCUACUCGUUACAGGACUAUAUUUUGCAAUAUUUGGUCAAGGUCGUCGGGAAAUUAUCAACGAACUCUUCGCGAGAAGGCUACUCGAAGAUUCAACAUCUAGAGGAGAACACAGAGUGCAGAGCUCUUCUGGCGCUCCCACAUCUAUUGCACCUCCCGAAAUCCGAGAAGUUGACGCAGUUUUCAUCGAAGGAGAAGCGAGCAUUCCACUAAGAUAUGAUGACCUGUCCGUAGACUUCCUUGAAGAUCUUACAUCUGACGAAGAAUAUUGAUUCUAGUCGUGAUCUAUAGUGCCUUCAAUUCUGUGAAACGUUGUACGGGUUUGUUUUGUUGCUCAUGUGUCCCCUACCG